Trematosphaeria pertusa is the source of this 1737-nucleotide messenger RNA. Its product is annotated as glycoside hydrolase family 1 protein. Bases 1 to 1737 code for a protein of 578 amino acids. NCBI's taxonomy places the organism in Eukaryota, Fungi, Ascomycota, Dothideomycetes, Pleosporales, Trematosphaeriaceae. Gene Ontology annotation, biological process: carbohydrate metabolic process. The transcript is spliced from 5 exons. Gene Ontology annotation, molecular function: beta-glucosidase activity. The record is from RefSeq and is a predicted model, not a curated record.
AUGGCGCGGAAUAUGGUGUUUGCCCUGCUGUUAGCGGGUUCGCAGUUUGUUGUUUCUCAGAAUGCGACUGCUCCAUCCACUGGAACUGCGGUUGCAAGCUCAACAACUACUGGUGGUGCUACAUUUACGACUAGUGUAGAGCUUUCCGUCGAAGAUCUCUGGGACCAAUAUGUUGGUCCCGUCUCGACCUUCUCUAUCAACACAACAGUCGAGCCUACGCCAAUCCCUUCAAGCUCGCUUAUACCACCCCCGUCGCUUUACUACUCACCCUUUCCCACGGGCCAGCAAGUCCCUCUCCAGACAAAAAACGAAAGCUGGAAGUUUCCGAAGGAUUUCUGGUACGGUGUUGCCGGUGCUGCGUAUCAGAUCGAAGGCGCAGUCAAGGCUGAGGGACGUGGACCAAGUACAUGGGAUGUGCUUACACACCGUGUCGCAAAUUAUGUGGUGACGAAUGAGACGGGUGAUGUCGCUGAUAACAACUACUAUCAGUACAAAGAAGACAUCGCACGUAUAGCCGCGCUUGGGGUCAACACAUACUCUUUCUCUAUCUCGUGGUCUCGAAUACAGCCCUUCGGCACCGGCCCAGUCAACGAGCAAGCGCUAGCCCACUACGACGAUGUCAUUGAUACCUGCCUCGAGUACAACAUCAUACCCAUGGUUACGUUGUAUCACUGGGAUACGCCACUCUUCCUCCAGAACUCGUAUGGCGGAUGGCUCGACUCCAAGAUCGUCGAUGACUUCACCGAGUACGCACGUAUCGUCUUCAACCGGUACCACUCGAAAGUGCAAUAUUGGUUUACAGUUAAUGAGCCUAUCGUGUUCUGUGGAUUCUAUCCAUUACCGAAGAACUACUUCAAGAAGACGGACAUCCCAGAUAUCCAGCAAAAGUAUUACUGCGGCCACAACGUCCUGCUAGCGCACUCCGCCGCUUACCAUAUCGGCAAAUCGCUCAACUCGUCCCUAAGCAUCUCUGUGAAGCAUAACGGAGGCUAUAAGAUUCCGCGCACAAACAGCUCUGAAGACGCGAUUGCAGUACAGCGCGCAUGGGAUUUCAAUGAAGCGUGGUUUUCCGACCCACUCUUCCUCACGGGCGACUACCCGAAGUACUUGAAGGAGUAUCUGGAUACAUUCUUGGACCCUUUUACCGACGAGCAGAGAGCACAGAUCAACGGGACAUCAGAUAUCUACGCACACGAUGCAUAUACGAGCGACAUCAUCAUGGCACCGGAUAGCGGGAUUGAUGCAUGCACGAAGAAUGAAAGCCACCCUUUAUUCCCGUCGUGCUAUAACACAACAAAGCUCUACGCAAACGACUACUGGGCCCUCGGGCCUGCGGGAGAUCCAGGGACGCCUUGGCUGGUUAAGGCUACGGACUGGGUGCCAGCGUUUUUACAUUACAUGCAGGAUACUUGGAAGCCAAGGGGCGGUGUCGCCAUCACCGAGUUCGGCAUAAGUGAACCCUUCGAAGCGCUGAAGACCAGUCUUCCCACUAUCGUCAUCGACCCAAUCCGCUCAAAAUACUACGUUGACUACCUUGAAGCUAUUCUCAUGGCGCUUUCCGAAGGCGUCGAUGUGGUGGGGACGCUGGCGUGGAGUAUCUACGAUAACUUGGAGUGGAGUUCGGGUUACGGUGUCAAAUUCGGGAUCCAGUAUGUGAACCUCACCACACAGGAGAGGUUCUUCAAGGCGAGCGCGUUCGAGUAUGUUAACAUGUUUAAUGUCUAUUUGGAGAAGUGA